AUGGUAGUUUUUGAAACAUUAAGGAAGGUGAAGCGUUUAAGGUUGUUUGAACCGUCUUUGGUUGUGGUUGGAUUUUUCCUAGUUUUUGUGAUUACUACAUGUUGUUUCUUCUACUUAAAUUUUAAAGAAUUUGGUAUUUCUGGUCAAUUGAAGAGGUUUAGUUGGUCAAGGGAACAUGAAGAUAGUAGAGUUGAUUUUAUUGGAGAAAAGGGUGAUGAGUGUGAUUUGUUUGAAGGGAAUUGGGUUUGGGAUGAAAAGUAUCCAUUGUAUGAAUCAAAAGAUUGCAAAUUUCUUGAUUUAGGAUUUCGUUGCUCUGAGAAUGGAAGACCUGAUUUGUUCUACACAAAAUGGAGAUGGCAACCUAAACAUUGUAAUUUGCCCAGAUUCAAUGCAACAAUAAUGUUGGAGAAAUUAAGAAACAAGCGACUAGUAUUUGCAGGAGACUCAAUUGGAAGAAAUCAAUGGGAAUCACUACUAUGCAUGCUUUCUUCGGAAGUUUCUAACAAAGAAUCAAUUUAUGAAAUAAAUGGCAAUCCAAUUACAAAGCACAAGGGAUUCUUGGUGUUCAAAUUCAAAGAUUAUAACUGUACAAUAGAAUACUAUAGAGCUCCAUUUCUUGUAUUGCAAAGUAGACCUCCAACAGGAGCUUCUGAAGAGAUUAUAACAACCUUAAAAUUAGAUCAAAUGGAUUGGAAUUCUAAAAAAUGGAGUGAUGCUGAUGUUUUGGUUCUUAAUACAGGACAUUGGUGGAAUUAUGAGAAAACUAUCAAAGGGGGUUGCUUUUUCCAAGAACACGAGGAAGUUAAGUUGGAUAUGAAGGUAGAAGAUGCAUAUAAGAGGUCUAUUGAGACAACACUAAAUUGGAUAGAAGAUUUAAUAAACCCUAGCAAGACGCAAGUUUUCUUUCGUACAUAUGCCCCUGUGCAUUUCAGAGGUGGAGAUUGGAAGAAAGAUGGAAAUUGUCAUUUAGAAACACUGCCAGAAAUUGGAUCAUCAUUGGUACCUAAAGAUAAUUGGUCACAAUUUAAAAUUGCAAAUUCUGCAAUAUUAGAACACACAAACACUUCUCAAGUUAUGAAGUUGAAGAUAUUGAAUGUAACAAAGAUGACAGCCCAGAGAAAAGAUGGACAUUCAUCAAAAUAUUAUUUGGGUCCUAAUAAAAAUCCACAUCGUCAAGAUUGUAGUCAUUGGUGUCUUCCUGGUGUACCUGAUACUUGGAAUGAGUUACUUUAUGCCUUGUUUCUCAAAUAUGAAACUUCUUAUAAAUGGAAUUUGCAACAUACUAUACACUAA
Messenger RNA from Vicia faba (fava bean), 1293 nucleotides. Lineage: Eukaryota; Viridiplantae; Streptophyta; Magnoliopsida; Fabales; Fabaceae. The record is from the annotation of a GenBank genome assembly.